UACACAAACCACAACACAACCAGGAACAGGACGUGGGUUGACUCAACUAGUGAAUCUGAACAUCGAAGUCGAGCGAAAGUUUGAAAGAGUCGUGUUACGACGUUUAAAUAUUGUUUAAAGACUAUUUUCUUUCUUGGUACACCGUCCUGACAACUAACCGUAAGUUUUAAAGUUAUUAGAAUGAAAUUUAGUGUCGUUGUCGUAUUGGUGCCCGUUGUCUGGGCUCUCGUUGCUUCUGACCCAUCAACAAGCUCUUCUUCUCCGACUACCAAAUCGACCACCGUAGCACAAGUUGACACUGUUGCUGUCACCACUGCUGCUCCCAAAAAUAAUGGAACAAGCAAUAAUGGAACAAGGAUUCCAGUCCACAAAAGCAAAGGCUUUGACAUGGAUAGCUCGAUGAUACAAAGAGCGCUGUAUGUGCUUACUGGGUUCACCAUCAUUGGAAUUCUUUUCAAAGUUGUUAGGCGGAAAAAACCCAGUGUCACACACCGCAAAAAGUACGGGCUCCUGUCAAAUCAAGACAACAUGGAGAUGGGGUCGAUGGAGAGCGAUGAAGACGACACCACUUUGUACGAGGCGAGAACUUUGAGAAGGUAG
Messenger RNA from Engraulis encrasicolus (European anchovy), 600 nucleotides. It is a transcript of the gene fam174c, whose product is annotated as family with sequence similarity 174 member C. The transcript is spliced from 2 exons. Lineage: Eukaryota; Metazoa; Chordata; Actinopteri; Clupeiformes; Engraulidae. Gene Ontology annotation, cellular component: extracellular region. The record is from RefSeq and is a predicted model, not a curated record. The coding region runs from base 181 to 600 and encodes 139 amino acids.